Molecule: messenger RNA, 4088 nt
Organism: Fusarium oxysporum Fo47
Lineage: Eukaryota; Fungi; Ascomycota; Sordariomycetes; Hypocreales; Nectriaceae
Product: putative ATP-dependent RNA helicase
Exons: 4
Coding region: 330-4088 (1252 amino acids)
Cellular component (GO): catalytic step 2 spliceosome; intracellular anatomical structure
Molecular function (GO): RNA binding; ATP binding
Source: RefSeq, a predicted model, not a curated record
GAAACGAUGGGAGAAUUAAUGGAUAAGCACGCCACAAGCAUGUCAAAGUAUCCAAUACUUCUAGACCCAGGUGAGUUUCGACGUUCAAGUGGAGGGGUCAGGGGACACCGCCCAGGCUAAGCCCAGGGUCCGUUCUCCCCAAUAACCCACCGGUACCUAAAGUUAGUACUGCAGGAAACCACUAUCGGUCCUCUCAUAAGGCAGCACUACCAUCCUCUUCUCCUUUCAGCCCUCGCUUUCAUAAUUCUCUAUUUCCUUUCUCACUAGCACAAUUCACUGUGACAGCUCGAUACCAUCUCAAUCCCGUCCCACAUUCAACAAAUCUUGCCAUGAAGAAGUUUGGCUUCGGAAAGAAAGGCGAUGAUGGUGAUGACGCCAACCGCCACGCCCUCUUUGGUCGCAAGAAGUCGUCUCAGUCUAGUUCCUCUGAGAACCCUUACGCCAAACAAGGCGGAAAAGACCCCUAUGCCGACGAUGCAAAGUAUGCCAACGUAACCCCUUAUCAGCAAGCCCGCGCUGGUCUCAACAACGGCCCUGGCGCUCCUGGCGUCCAGGCUCCGAAUUCCUACGGUGCUCCCGCUCCUGCACAAGGAAGCUUCAACUCUCAGCCCCAGCCUCCGAGCGGAUACGGUGCUGACCGAUACGGAUCCGGCGGCGGCUAUGGUGGAAAUCGAUAUGGCGACUCUGCUCCUCAGAACAGAUACAACAGCCCCGGCCCAGCUGCUGGUGCAAGAGGCCCCGGUGGCUAUGGUGGUUUUGGACCCAGUGAGCCUGACACCAACAGAGACAACUUGUUCGCUGGUGCUCAGGAACGCCAGGCCCAGAAGCAACAACCUACCAACAACGGUCCACAGUCAGGAGCCGACGGCGGCUCGUACGGCGGUUAUGGUGAGGAGCGCGAGUUGACCGCUGAGGAGCAAGAAGAAGCUGAAUAUCAAUCUAUUCUGGCGGAGAAGCGACAACUUCAGCAGGACAGUGCAUCCUCAGUCAGCCGGUCGGUACAAAUGGCUCGGCAAGCCAACGAAGUCGGUCGCGCCACCCUAGCUCGCCUGGGAGCUCAAGGAGAGCGAUUGAACAACACGGAAAAGCAUCUUGAUCUAGCUGCCAACCAGAACAAGAUUGCUCAAGACCGAGCUGCCGAACUCAAGACACUCAACGGAAGUAUGUUUGCCGUGCAUGUCAGCAACCCUUUUACCUCCAAGCAACGCAAGCAAAAAGCGGACGAUGAGGUCAUGGCACGCCAUCGAUCUGAACGAGAACAACGAGAAGCCACCCGCCGUGAUGGUUUCCAAGCCAACCAGCGCAUGGAAGGCAACUUCAGAGACAUGAACACCGUGGGCCGGCCACGACAGCAACCUCGUAAGAAGGAAUACGGCAAAUAUAACCUUGACGAUGAGGAGGGAGCGGAUGAGCUUGAGGACCAGAUCGAUGAUGGCAUCACCGAGCUUGAGGGCCAAGUGUCCAUGAUGAAUAUGGUCGGCAGAGCUAUUGGCAAGGAGGUUGACUCGCAGAACAAGCAGAUCGACCGUAUUAUGAACAAGGCAAGUGGUAGCGAUGCUGUUGACGAUGCCACGAGAAUGAACCGAGAACGAUUGGCCCGUAUCAAUCCUGUCUUGGUCGUGAUCAAUUGUAUAAACCAACUCAAAAGAAUCCGGGUUUUGGAGCAUUCUAAGGGACAUGUAUACAUGAAAAUCGAAUCACUGUUUAAUCUGAAAAUUUCCACCGUCGCCAACUCUUCAGCCAGCACCAUGACAACUGAUAAUUCUGGCCCUCCUCCGGCGAAAAAGAGGAAAACCAAAAAUAAGACUGACCCAAAUGCUAUUACGAUAGGGGGGAAAACAAUUUCCCUCGAAGGGUAUCUCACAGCGCCCUCAAAGGCUGUACCUGCAGCCUCAACAUCAGCAUCAGACAGCCCAACAGCCCCUACAACCACCCCUUCAGCUGCCUCUGUCGCCACCACAGAGGCAAGGAAGGAAAGGCCAGAGCACAAGAAACCUCCUAGAGGGCGCGAUAGUAGUGAUAGGUCUCGGACUCGGGAUGAUCCAAAACUGCUCAAGACACGCAAAGAGCUUCCAAUAUGGCAGUAUCGCGAGGACAUUCAGAAAGCGCUGCGAAAGUCCGGCAGCGACGUGCUCGUGCUAGUGGGUGAGACAGGUUCUGGAAAAAGUACUCAGGUUCCUCAAUUUCUCUAUCAGGAGCCCUGGUGUAGACGUCAAAAGACCAAGAUCGCCGGCUCAGACGAUGAGAUUUCAGUGGGUGGCAUGGUCGCAAUCACGCAGCCUCGACGAGUCGCCGCGACAACUUUGGCUCAUCGUGUUUCUCAAGAAGCUGGGACUCCUUUAGGGAAAGGAGGACGAGAUGGGUUGGUCGGUUACUCGGUUCGAUUUGACCACCAGGUCCCAAAGGGAUCAAGGAUCAAAUUCUUGACUGAGGGUAUGUUGCUUCAGGAACUUCUGCGGGAUCCCAAUCUCAGGAGUUACAGCGCUAUCGUGGUCGACGAAAUUCAUGAACGCAGUCUUGAUGUUGAUCUCCUAGUUGGUUUCCUGAAGCAGAUUCUUGCAAGCGACUUGUCUGGCCGCGGGGGCAUCCCGCUCAAAGUGGUCAUCAUGAGUGCGACAGCAGACGUGGAGGGCAUUCAAGAGUUCUUCAAGGAUGUGCGACCAAAGAACGAGGGCGAAAGCACACUGCAGGUUCUUAAGAUCAAGGGACGACAGUACCCCGUCACAGUUCACCAUGAACCGCGACCUGUACCCGACAUCCAGGACGCCCUUCUCAAGACGAUAUACAAGAUACACUUGCAGGAGCAGCUUCCGGGAGAUAUCCUUGCUUUCCUGACCGGUCAGGAAGAGAUUGAGGCUGCCCAAAAGCUGAUUGAGGAAUAUGCAGAAACUCUUGCCUCUAACGUCCCCAAGAUCAGGGUGUUCCCCUUGUAUGGUCAACUCUCGAUGGACGCGCAGCGCGAGGCCUUCUUACCUGUCAAGACUCCUUUUACACGUAAGAUUGUGCUGGCGACAAAUAUUGCUGAGACAUCCGUCACUGUUCCCGGAGUCAGAUAUGUGGUGGAUUGCGGUAAAGCAAAAGUGAAGCAAUACCGAGCACGCCUGGGCAUGGAAUCUCUUCUUGCGAAACCUAUCUCGAAAUCAUCCGCUGUGCAGCGAACUGGUCGAGCAGGCCGUGAGGGCCCCGGAAAGUGCUUCAGAUUAUACCCAGAAUCAGCCUUCAAGACACUGCAAGAUUCCGAUCUUCCCGAGAUUCUUCGCAACGACGUCUUGGGAGCAGUUCUGACCAUGAAGGCACGAGGAAUUCAGGAUGUCCUUGCUUUCCCUCUCAUGGAUCCCCCAGAGAUAGAAGCAAUCGAGAAAGCUCUGAUUCACUUGCAUUUCCUUGGUGCUCUCAAUGAUGAUGGCACUAUCACGAGGACUGGCGAAACGAUGGCCCGCUUUCCGAUUUCUGCGCCGUUGGGGGCUGUUUUGCUUGCUGCUGCGGAUCCCGAGUUUGAUUGUGUGGUUGAGGCGAUCGACAUAAUUUCCUGUAUCACAUCUGGAGAGGAUAUCUUCUUGAGUAUCCAGUCUGAGCAGGCCCAAGAAGAGGUGGAAAACUUCAGAAAGGAGCUCCAACGCCGUGAGGGAGACAUCAUCACAUAUCUUUCCACCAUCCAACAAUACACCGCGGAGAACGCAGACAGAGUAAAUUGGUGCAAGCAACGGAAGAUUAACAUGAGAAACAUGAAACAGGCUCUGAACAUUCGAAGGCAGCUUCGGGGUAUGUGUCUUAAGGAGAAGCUCCUGGAUGAGGCUCCACCGGCUGAUCCUCAACCAUUUGUUCCCAUCUCCCCAGAACGCGCUGAGCAAGUCCUCAAGUGUUUCCUGAGAGGCUUCGCUUUGAAAACUGCUAUGCUGGCUCCUGACGGCAGCUUUGUCACGGUCCAAGGCAAACACGUCGUUGCCAUCCAUCCUGCCAGCGUAUUGCAUGGGCAGAAGAAAGAAGCUAUCAUGUUCCUCGAGCACGUCUACACAAAUAAGAAUUACGCCAAGAAGGUCAGCGCCAUCCAAGCUACAUGGAUUGUUGAAGCAAUGGGAGGCAAGUAG